CUCCCCCUUCUUCUUCCCCAGUCCCCACCACAAUGGCCAUCUUUAAAUGUUGAUGGUCUUCAUCAUAUUCUUCUAGAAGAAAGAAAAUCAGAAACCAAUGGAGUUCAUCACUUCAGAGACGUCAUCAAUGGCGGAUUUUGACCUGGAAACCCCAUUUCCAACUCCCCAUGGUCCCGACCUUCCUUCAGACACCCCCAACUAUUACCUUUUCAACGUGGAAUCUGAUCACAUGCCUGCGCCAACCUAUCACCGGAGCCUCGUCUCCGGCGCCGGAGCUUUUUUCGUCGACACCCGCCGGAAAAUCAUGUCUCUCGUUCUUCGACUUUCCCGUCACUAUGGCGCCGUCACAAGCUAUCUCGCCCUGAAUUACGCCGACCGGUUCCUCUCGUACCAUCCCUUUCCGGAAGAAAAGCAAUGGUUCUUGAAUCUUGCUGCAGUUUGUUGUGUCAUAUUGGCUUUGAAGAUGACAAAAACAGAGUUUUCAAUUUCUGAGAUUCAGCAAGAUGCUGGUGCCAUAUUUGAUAUGCAAAACAUUGAGAGAAUGGAGAAGUUGAUUCUCGGAACGCUGAGCUGGCGAAUGCGGUCCGUGACUCCAUUUUGUUUCCUUGAUUUCUUUAUCUCGACCUUCGGGCUCGAGGGCCCGCCACCAAGGCGGGCCCUCAAGGCAAGGGCGAGACAGAUCAUCUUCGAAACCCAAACCGAAGUCGAAUUAUUGAAGUUCAAGCCUUCUUUGAUCUCCGCGGCGGCUCUCCUCUCUGCCUGUGAUGAGCUCUUCCCUCUACACUUUCACUGCUAUAAAGAAACAACCUUUGACACAACAUAUCUAAAUGCUGAUGACUUAUUGAUGUGUUACAGUGUGAUUCAAAACAAGUUGGGAACAUAGUGAAGGAGCUGCCACACUAAUAAAGAACAGAAAUUGGC
Molecule: messenger RNA, 921 nt
Organism: Cuscuta campestris
Lineage: Eukaryota; Viridiplantae; Streptophyta; Magnoliopsida; Solanales; Convolvulaceae
Source: the annotation of a GenBank genome assembly